This is a messenger RNA of Branchiostoma floridae (Florida lancelet), 11607 nucleotides long. RefSeq names its product WD repeat and FYVE domain-containing protein 3-like. The record is from RefSeq and is a predicted model, not a curated record. Gene Ontology annotation, molecular function: metal ion binding; protein binding. Bases 198 to 11249 code for a protein of 3683 amino acids. NCBI's taxonomy places the organism in Eukaryota, Metazoa, Chordata, Leptocardii, Amphioxiformes, Branchiostomatidae. The transcript is spliced from 68 exons.
CACAUGGUGUACUACUUCCGGUGACAGGUGCACGUACGGAGGCACAUGCGCAAUACUCUCAUCCAACAUGGCCGCCGACUUCCCAUUUCCGUCAAUGACAGGAGAAAUCGCCGGGAUAUUCCGUCUCAUCCUCGCUCAUUCCUUCACUUUCACAGGCUAGAUGUAGAUAGCAGGCCUCACCCACACCCAUCCCAACCAUGAAUAUUAUGAGGAAGUUCAUGGGUCGUGGCCGCACGGCCGGCGACGACGCCCCUACCCAGGACAACUCGCUGGGGCUGAUGCACCUGCGCAGACUCUUCAUGGAGCUGUGCCACUCCCCAACAGCCAUGUCACAGACUGAACAGGAGGACAAACUGUACAUGAUGUUACCACUCUUCUGUAAGGUGUUUGGAAAUGCAUCAGCCACUGAAAUGACAGAGAAGUUUGGAGACAUCCUGCAGUUCAGUAGCCACUGUGGUCGCCUGAUGGUGAACGAGAUCAGGAGACGAGCAUCCAACAAAUCUACAGAGGCUGCAAGUUGUUCCAUUGUGGAGUACUUAGAGAUUAAAACUGUUGAGGAGACCAGCUGUGGAUGGAUGCUGCUCACCAGUCUCAACCUGCUCGCUGCUGGAGGAAAGGAAAUUGUUGACUGUAUGACAGCCCAGUCUCUGCCUUCCACCCUGGUCAAGUGUCUCUACCUGUUUUUUGACCUUCCACCUGUGACCCCUGACCCCCCGUUGUCACCAGAAACAGAGGUCACAGGCAACGAGUCAGAGUUCACCCCAUACGAGAGAAGAGUUUUGUUGCAAAAAGUAUUUGUGCAGUUAUUGGUAAGACUUUGCAGCCAUGUGUCCCCAGCAGAGGAGCUAGCUCAGAAGGAUGACUUGACACUGUUGUUCAGUGCUAUCACAAGUUGGUGUCCACCCCACAACGUCCCGUGGAGAAAGAGUGCUGCAGAAGUGCUCAUGACCCUGUCCAGGCAUGGCCUGAGUGAUCCAGUGGUCAACUACAUCCACUCCAAACAGUGUGUAGCCCUGUGUGUGGACAACAUGCAGCGUAGUCAGGAGUUGUCGCCGCUGGAAAUCGUGGAGAUGUUUGUCACGGUUUUCUGCUUCCUGAAGGACUCCAGCGAGGUGUCGCAGACUCUUCUGGACGACUUCAGAUCCUCACAGGGGUACAACUUUCUGGCAGACUUCCUCCUGAGACUUGAACAGACGACCCAGGAAGAAGCACGAGAGGCUCUGCGUAACCUGGUUCUCCUGGUGUCCUCGCUGUCCAUGUGUGGCUAUCUGGAGCUGAAGCCCAGCACUGCCAACAGUGGGGCUCCCUUCCAGCAGCCUGGCUUCACUGUACCACAGCCUACAGGACAAGGUGUGAGUGUAAGGAACAUCCAAGCUUUCCAGGUGCUCCAGACAGUUUUCUUGAAGGCCACCUCCUUACAUCUGCUCAACACUGUCCUGGAUGUGGUGUACAGCAUAUACCAGUCUGACAAUGCCAACUACUUCAUUCUGGAACCACAGAACACACUCUCACAGUUUGCAGAGAAAUUGUACCUUAAACAGCCAGAAAUACAGCUGAAGUUCUUUGAGAUUAUAGAGUUCAUCGUGUUCAACUUAAACUAUGUGCCCUGCAAGGAGCUGAUCAGCCUUAGUAUUCUCAUUAAGUCCAACAACUCAAUAGAUAGCAGCAUUACAGCCAUGCAGAGUCUGCUGAAAAUUCAGGCACACAGCACCAUCUACAAAGACGUGUACAGAGAGGUGGGCCUGCUGGAUGCCAUGGUGUCCAUACUGAACAGAUAUGCAGGCAUGCUGAAGGAGCGCAUGGGGCAGCCUGUAGAAGAAGGUCAAUCCAUCCAGCCAGUCCAGGUCCCAGAGGAAGAGGAGCGGCUAGCGUUUCUUGUCAUGGACACUCUCGUCCUGGUCCUGAAGAACAACUCCACCAACGCCGGGGUCUUCAGAGAAUGUGGAGGUGCCCGCUGCGCGCACAACUUGGUGCCGUACAUGCAGUGUCGUCAGCAGGCACUAGCGCUGGUGCAGCAGCUAGUCCUGUCCAGUGGGGGAGAUGAUGAUAUGGGGACCAUACUGGGCCUGAUGCACACGGCCCCGCCCUCAGAACUACAACUCAAGGCGGAUAUUCUCAGGGCGUUACUGUUCGUACUGCGAGAGAAUCACCGAACACGCACAGUUUUCCGGAAGGUGGGCGGAUUUGUGUACGUCAUGUCCGUGCUGGUUUCCAUGGAGGGUUGCCUGGCACAACCACCUCUAGGGGAAUGGGGAAAAGUGGACCCCCUGUUGGUACAAAACCUCUUGCACACCGUUUUCCACACCCUCACUGCUGCCAUGCGGCACGAGCCAGCCAACGCUAAAUUCUUCUCCACUGAAGUCGGGUACUCCAGUCUUGCCGAAGCCAUCAGAUUACUGGGUUGUUUCUCCCCUACCACUGAACUCCCAAGGGAGUAUGUCGACCCCUCUACUGGGAGACAACUCACACCAAGUGAAAGACAGCCAUUCAGUCGCUCUUUCAAUGAUGAGGAUGAACUCUUAUUGGCUGUUGUUCCCCAAAGAUUACUCUCAGCCUACGGCAUGUUCCGCCAUCUUUACCUGAUGGCGAUAGAUUCGUAUGACAGUCGAGCACCCCCGUCCAGACCGACGUCGCCAAGUGUCGUUGCGACGUCACCAGUACACAAGAGACCAACCAGAUCAGCCCCUCCCUCUCCGCUGCACCGACAGGUUCCAACGACACCUCACAGGUCCCAACACUCUCAGUACAAUCUGCGGACCCAGUCCCCCCAGCAUGGUGUAUACGGCCGGGAACAGCCCAACAUUGUACAUGCUGGCGCCAUCCUUGCCAUGGUGGACCUCAUCCCUUCCAUCACCUCAGAGGAACAUGCACAGCUUGCCCUUGACCUACAGCUGCACAUAGCAGAUGUAAUCCAGUGGUUGGUGAAGGUAGAAAGGAACCAGCAGGUGAUGUGUAACUCUGGCCUGCCCUGCCACCUGCUGAAGGUCUGUAAUAUUGCCUUUGCCAAGGAGGAACACCUCCUGCACCAGCCUCUGCAGAGAACGUACGAGAGACUCGCCUCACAGGCGCUGGAGCCUAUGGAUCUCAGGGAGUUCUUGAGACUGGGAUCUCCCCUGUGCUGUGAUCCGUGGGAUGAAAAAUUUAGCCAAGUGGACCAAAAAGAGGAGGAUUCCCAAAGCCUUGUUUCUGACAAUGACUCUGUGUGCAACGGGGACCUGGCAUUGUUGUCUGAUCCUCGUGUCAUCAAAACCACACCAAACCUGCUCAAGGCCGGAGGCGACGCCAUCCCCCUCACCAGAGUAAAGUGUUUGGUCUCCAUGACGACGCCGAGGGACGUACGUCUGCAUGGAGCGUCCGUCAUGCCAGCGUUUGUGGAAUUCGACAUGGGGCCGGAGGGGUUUGGGUGCUUGUACAUGCCUAAUAUAGCUCCCCAAGGCCCCCCUGCUGCCUCGGUUAUUGGUGUGACGACAGUGGGCGGACCAGGAGAUGCAAACAUUGUGUGUGGCAUCGGAACAGGUGAUCGUCUGUUCCCGCCCUUGUCAGGGCUGACCUUUUCAGCCUGGGUGUGUAUCGACCGCUACAGCUCCCCUCUAGCGGACCCCCACCCUGUCCGCCUGCUGACCCUGGUGCGGAAUGUCCUGGGUACAGACCUGCACUACGUGUGCCUGUCUGUCAACAUCAGCACCAGGGACAGGAACAUUAUCGUCAGCACACAGGAGGAACUACUGCAGUAUAUAGGUUCAGAGGAAGCCUUGGAGCCGCGGAACGCCCUGGCAGAUGUCCCUUCCGUUGUCCGUUUCUGGUGCCCGACCCUGGCAGACGAGGGCCAGUGGCACCACAUCGUCCUGGUGCUGAACCGUGCUGUGCUGAAGAACAGCACGGCUGCGCUGUAUGUGGAUGGGAAACACAUCGGGACCCAGAAGCUGCACUACAUCCACAACUAUCCAGGAGGGGGAAGCAACCCCAACCCUACAGCUAUCACCUCCACAUACAGCUAUAUUGGAACACCUCCUGCUCUCCAUCGCCACUCUCGGUUGCUAUGGAGACUUGGCCCCGCCCACAUGUUUGAGGACGUCCUGGCCAACAGUGCAAUCCACACCAUUCACAAGCUGGGGCCUAAUUAUGUAGGCAGUUUCCAGGCACCCCACAUCUAUGGUACCAAGGCUGAUGUGUCCGGUUCCCUUAUCCCAGAGGAUAAGAUCAUGUUUGGUGUACAUGCCCAUGCCCUGACAGCCCUCACUAUCAACAAGAUCAGAAAAGCAUACAACAAGGUUGACAGUAAGGCCAUUGCCAAACAGCUGGCUCUCCAGUCGCACGAGAACGCCACUCCCGUCAGGAUCAUCCACAACUCAGCUGGUCAUCUGAGUGGUCCAGCUAGAACACUGGGGGCUGUGCUGCUGGGGUAUCAGGGAGUGCGCACCUUCUGCCCACGCUCUGUAGCCAGCAUGUUGGAGAACGUCGGUGGCACGGCGGCCCUGCUGGGGCUCAUUGCCAUGGCAACGGAUGUGGAGGGUCUGUACGCAGCCGUGAAGGCACUGGUGUGUGUCGUCAGGAGCAACCGGCGUAGCAUGGAGAGUAUGGAGAGAACAAGAGGAUACCAGAUUCUGGCAAACCUUCUGAAGAACAAGAAGCAGCUGCUGAACAGCCACAUCCUCCACCUGACCUUCUCCCUGGUGGGAACAGUGGACAGUGGCAGGGAGUCCACCAUCAUCCCCAACAGGACUGCCUUCCAGGACCUGCUGUGUGAUCUAGAGGUCUGGCACAAUGCUCCAUUUGAUCUGCAGAAAUCUCUGUUUGAGCACUUCAUAGAGCUCCUCACAGAAUCAAGUGAGAACAGCAGUAAUGCCCUGCUGAUGAUAGAGCUGGGCAUGGUGAGUAAGCUGCUGCAUACCCUCCAGGACCGCUCUCUGUCCCAGACCACUGUGGACUCUGUUGCCAUGGUACUGGCACUGCUGCUACAGGGGUCUCUCAAGACCUCCGACCUGCUCAAGUUUGGUCAGUUUCUGGUUUCCACCUUACCCACAUUCUCAGUCAGUGAAAGAAACAUCACCAUGGAGAACCUUGUGGAUGCUGCCCUGGGUGUGCCAGACUCCUCACAACAGGAUGGAUCCAGAGGACAAGUGUUAGAUCUAUCGGAGCUGUCUGAGAGUGACUACAGUGGGCUGGUGUCAGCCAAGAGUGUGAGGCUGAGGAACACACUGCUGGAGCUGCUGUACGGACUGCUGCAUAACUCAUCAGGACAGGCUGUCAAUCAGCACUUUUGUGAGGAAGUCCAGAGGGCUCUGGGCUUUGAUUGGCUGCUUCUCUUCAUGCAAGGCCAUCUCCACCAAUCAACAGUCAUCAUUGCUGUCCGCAUCCUCUGCGUGUUGCUUAGCAACAUGGCGACUGUUACCAAGUUCCGAGAGGGCGGGCUAGGAGGGGGAGGAUGGCUGGAUGAAACAGAGCUCAUCAUUCACAAUAAGGGAGCAGUGCAGCUUCUGGGUUUUAAUGUGGGUGCUGGACCUAGCAAGUCUCAGAACAGGGAGAUUAACAAGGAGGCAUGUCAGCUGCCUGGGUUCAUGGUGCUGCAGUGGCUGCUGCCCAAACAUGCUCACAUCCCUGAACUCUACUUCAUCCUCAUGGCACUACUUCUGGGGCAGUCUGCACGCAAACCACCCAAAAACCCUCAGUUUGAUCUGGACUCCAUCUGGACGUACAUCUUCGGUGUCCCUGCCAGCCAAUCAGCUGGCUCCAUCACUCCGCAGCAGCCGAUGUGUCCUGAUGCUGUCAUCGUUAUUCUGUCCAUGGUCCGAGCCAUGUUCAACCAGCCCUGGCAAAUGGAGGACGAAGGUUCCUGGGUGCGAGAAUACCCUGUGACCCUGCUACAGUUCCUGCUCUUCCUGUACCACAACAACCCAGACUUCGUCCCCCUGUGCCAAAGUCCAGACUUCCUGUGCGCGCUGGCCGCCACACUCUUCCCGCUAACGGCCAGACCGUACUCAGAGCUGGUGAGUGAGCCGGAGAGUGAGAUGGCCUCGCCUGCUGAGUCCAGUGAAGAGUACAAGGCCUUUGCUGAGUCCAUGGUAGCCAGUAAGAGCUCCGACUCUGUCAGCACUGCAGCUAGAGGUGGUGACUGGAUGCGCUACUCCUGGAGAAAUGGACUAGGUUCCAUCCCGAGUCUGACCACCCACCCAGCCAGGAAGUUUGUGAUGGACUUCAUCAGGAUCAUCAUUGUGGACAGCCUAGCUCACUCCACUAACAGGGGGACUCCUGUGGUGGACCUGGUUUUAGAGGCGUCCCCUGAGCGAGCGACCCAGACCCAGCAGCGUGACUUCCAGACAGAGGUCCUUACGACGCUCAUGGACCAUCUCCUGGCAGCCGAUGCCCUGCUCGGCGACCAGGCGGCUCUCCCAUUGGCUGCAGGGGGAAGCUACAACGCACUGGUCUCCAACGUCUUUCACUUUGCUUCAAGAGUGGUGGACAAAUUAUGGCAAGGUAUCUAUAACAAAGAUGCUAAGGAGGUCUUUGAAUUCAUCGUCCAACUCAUCUCCCAAGCCAAGAGGAGAGCCCAUGGUAUGAGCCUGGACCCCAUCUACCACUGCCUGAACAGAACUAUCCUGUACGAGCUGUCCAGACCAUCUUCAACUAUUGCUGAACAAACAGCUAUCUUGGAUGCCCUACACCGUCUCACCAACAACCGCAGUCUGGUGUUCGGUCCCGGGAACUACGAGCAGGAUUUCAUUGGCUGCCUGUGUUACUGUCUGAUUCAGCUGACUAGUGACGCCGGUGACCUGUGUGUAACCAUGGAACCUGGUCGCAGAACGACGUGGCACGUGGAGCUUCCCGCCGACACCUGGGUGGACGUGUCGCACCACAAGUCGUGUCUGCUGGACGACAAGGCCCACCCACCGGCCAUGCAGCGCUCCAAUAGCACGUCCGAGGCUCAGCAGUUACUCAUCAAGGCAGCCAACAGGAUAUGGAGUGAGCUGCUGGUCACUAAGAAAGCUACUAUAGAGGAGCUGUUCAAGCUGACCCUGCCCCACUACAACGCUACCCCAGAUUUACAGUCUGUCAAGAUGUAUGGCUUCAAAAUGAUGCUUCUUGAACCUGCUUCCAAAGUGUGGAAGUUAUAUGUGGAUGGGGAGAGAAGGAACUGUAGCAAGGAACAAGAAAAGCAUCAGUCGAAACUACAGAAGAUGAGCAGUGGCCUGUCCCGUCUGGCGAGCCGUAAGGCCAGACGUGAUGCCAGUCAGGUCAAGAUCGUUCCAUCAUCCAUGCAGGAGGUGAAUGUGUGGAACUUCACCCACGUUGCGGUGGUGCGUGACCUUGUAGAGCUGAGGUACAAACAGUACCAGCAGGCGCAGCACCACAUGCAGAAGUACGUGGAGGAACAGUGGAACCAGAUGGAGCUGGAGCUGACGCGGGAGAGGGGACUGUGGGGCCCGCCGCUCGGCUCGCAUCUCGACAAGUGGAUGUUGGAGAUGACGGAGGGGCCAUGCCGCAUGAGGAAGAAACUCUGCUGCAACGACAUGUUCUAUAUCCACUACCCACAUCGGCCAGAGGGACCCAAUAACUCGCAGGUACAGAGUGCGUUUCCGCCCGCCAGGUGCGUGGACACCCCAGAGUUUUACCGCAGGCUACGACUGAUGGGAAAACUCCCACCCGAGAAACCCUCCAAGUACAGGGCUGCGAUCAGUCUGGACAGUAAGGAGUACCACAAGCGCUGCCAGGCGGAGGGGCGUCUGGAACACAUGGAACCUGACGAGAACGGUACAGACACCGACUCACAGCUGGACGCUUCCAUCGAUGUGACAGACGCUGACGUCAGCAAAUCUGGUCUGAAGCCCUCCAAGUCGCCUUACGAUGCAGAUGAGGAUGACACAGAGAGUACCCAGUCCACAGACAGUACUGCAGAGGAGACGGACAAACCCAACAACCAGACCAUCGUCAGACUGUUGGAGGAAGGCGAGAAGAUCCGGUACAUGUUCCGAUGUGCGCGAGUCCAGGGACUUGACACAUGCGAGGGGCUCCUGCUGUUUGGCAGAGAGCACUUCUACGUCAUCGAUGGAUUCACGCUCCUCAGGACACGGGAGAUCAGUGAUAUCGAUGGGAUUCCUCCAGGGUUACAUGAUCCAAUCAUCCCUAGGACCACCAGGUCUUCAGGACAACCAAGCCAGAUGAAGCGAAUGUGUAGUAAGUUUGCGUAUGAAGACAUCCGUGAGGUUCACAAGCGAAGGUACCUGCUGCAGCCCAUCGCUAUCGAGGUGUUCUCCAGUGAUGGCAGAAACUACCUUCUGGCUCUUCCCAGGGGCAUCAGGAACAAGGUUCACCAGAGGUUCCUGUCCCAUUGUGCAGCUCUAACAGAUAAUGCCAAGGAGUCAGUGUCAGGCCAGAAGGCCAAUGCCAAGGUGGAGCAGGGCUCCACCCUUCUGAGCUUGAUAGGAGAGAAGACAGUUACCCAGCGCUGGGAGCGAGGAGAUAUCAGUAACUUCCAGUACCUCAUGCACCUGAACACACUGGCAGGGAGGUCUUACAACGACCUCAUGCAGUACCCUGUCUUCCCCUGGGUGCUUGCAGACUAUUUGUCAGAGGAACUUGACUUGAAUGAUCCCAAAACAUUCCGUGACCUGUCCAAACCCAUGGGUGCCCAGACAGAGGACAGACUGAAACAGUUCCAGAAGAGGUACAUGGACUGGGAAGAUCCACAAGGAGAAACCCCUCCUUACCACUACGGCACACACUACUCCUCGGCGAUGAUCGUGGCGUCCUACCUGGUGCGGAUGGAACCCUUCACCCAGCACUUCCUGCGCCUGCAGGGCGGCCAUUUUGACCUUGCAGACAGGAUGUUCCACAGUGUGAAGGACGCUUGGAUGUCAGCCUCCAAACACAACAUGGCCGACGUGAAGGAACUCAUCCCUGAGUUCUUCUACCUUCCCGACUUCCUUCUCAACAAAAAUAACUUUGACCUUGGUGUAAAACAGAGUGGGAUAAAGCUAGGAGACAUCCUCCUACCACCCUGGGCUAAGGGAGACACCAGGGAGUUCAUCAGGGUCCACAGAGAGGCCCUGGAGUCGGACUAUGUGUCAGCACACCUCCAUGAGUGGAUUGACCUGAUCUUUGGGCAGAAGCAGCAGGGGGAGGAGGCCAUCAGGGCCACCAACGUCUUCCACCACCUCUUCUACGAGGGCAGGGUGGACAUCUUCAGUAUCAAUGACCCUCUCAAGAAGAACGCCACCAUCGGAUUCAUCAACAACUUUGGACAAAUCCCUAAACAGCUGUUCAGGAAGCCACACCCUCCCAAGCGAGCGCGUAUGUUCCGCAGCAUGAGUUACAACAACGACGGCAUGCCAGUCGUCACCAACAACCCACAGGACAGGAUCUUCUUCCACAACCUGGACAACCUACGGCCCAGUCUGCAACCCAUGAAAGAGCUGAAAGGUGCUGUUGGACAGAUCACAGCGACUGACAAGGCUGUCCUGGCUGUGGAGCAGAACAAGGUCCUCAUCCCUCCAGCCUACAACAAGUACAUGGCAUGGGGGUUCGCUGACCUCAGCAUCCGCACUGGGACAUAUGAGUCGGAUAAGGCAUCUGGUGUGUACGAGGGCCUCCAGUGGGGAGAGGUGCUCUGUGCAGCCUGCCCUAGUGCCCGAGUGUUGAUCACAGGAGGGACCAGUACAGUAGUGUGUGUCUGGGAGAUGCCUGGAAAGGACAAGACCAGACAACUCGUACUCAAACAGGCCCUGUAUGGACACACAGAGCCUGUGACCUGCCUGGCAGUGUCCUCAGCGUAUAACGUGAUCGUUAGUGGCUCGCGAGACCGCACCUGCAUCAUCUGGGACCUGAACCAGCUCAUCUUUGUCCGUCAGUUACGGGACCAUGCUGCACCUGUUGCUGCAGUAUAUGUCAAUGAGCUGACGGGAGACAUUGCAACCUGCGCUGGCACAUUCCUGUAUGUGUGGACCAUUAAUGGGGAACCCAUAGCCAGUGUCAACACCAUGACUACAGGCCGCAACCAGCAGAUACUCUGUGUGUGUAUGUCAGAGUUGAUGGAGUGGGACGUGCAGAACGUGAUCAUGACGGGCUCCAGCGACGGUGUGGUGCGGAUGUGGAGUGUGGAGUUUGUGCAGGUGCCUGACUCGGAGGUGGCUCGGGAGGAGGAGAGGAUGGAGGUGGAGAAGACAGACCAGGGGAAGGAACCACUGUCAGGGAAGGAGGCCUUGUCUCUACAGGUGGUGGGGCCGGGCACUCGACAGGGUGAGCUUAAAGUAAAUGAUGAAGAUCUGGAGAGCAGCAACUCCGACGACGAAUCGGUGACGUCCCAGGACACCAUCACAGCUGAGGAACCAGCCAAGGACCAGAAGCUGGAGAACAGCAGAUGGACAGGUGCAGGGAAGAUAGCGUUUGGAAGUGCCCUCCCUCCUGAACUGGUGACUGGAGCUCCCAAGUCUGGAAGAGAUGCAGACAACAACGAACAGAACCCAACAGCCUCUGCAGCGGACAACUGGUCGUCACCAGAAGACUUUGUUAUUGUGACAGACAAGGACGUGGCAGAGGCCAUCAAGUCUGUGAAACCUACCAAGCCACAGGAGCCACAGAAGCUGACCAAAACAGCAGAAGUCCAGAAAACGGCAGAGCCUCAGAAAUCUGCAGAGCCUCAGAAAACAGCAGAGCCACAGAAAUCAACAGAGCCACAGAAAUCAACAGAGCCUCAAAAACCUACAGAGUCACAGAAACCUGCAGAGUCACAGAAAACAGCAGAGUCACAGAAACAUGCAGAGCCUCAGCAAACCACGAGUCAGAGAAAACAUAGUGCGCUCAGACCAGGUUUUAAGUGGCAGAGACAGUUGGUGUUCAGAAGCAAGUUGACCAUGCACACAGCUUACGACAGACGGGACAACCAUGAGCCUGCGGCCGUUACUGCACUGGCCACGUCAAAGGACCAUACCAGGGUGUUUGUGGGUGAUGCUCGGGGGAGGGUCUACAGCUGGUCUGUUGCCGAGCAGCCAGGUCGGGUGAUGACGGACAACUGGACCAAGGACGAGGGGGUGGACAGUUGUACGGCCUGUGGGCUGAGGUUCAGUCUGACUGAGAGGAAGCACCACUGCCGCAACUGUGGGCAGGUCUUCUGUGCCAGGUGCAGUCGUUACCAGUCGGAGAUCCGUAGCCUUCGUGUCACGACACCUGUACGCGUCUGCCAGGCCUGCUACAACAUCCUGACCGUCCAGCACGCCUCCGAGGCCCUGGUCAAGUCCGAGGCCGCGUGGUGGUGACACCGUCCAGAACGAUCCCAACCUACCCACCCCUGCAGGGCAAUGGCUUGGUCUUGUUGAUGGUGCAUGACGGAGAGUCGGACAAUUCCAUUUUAAUCUGAGAGGGGACAGUUGCAGGGACCGGAAGUGAACUCAACUAAAUGUAUUAUAUUUCAGUGAUAUGAUUGUGAGUUCCUGUUUCUGUGUGAUUUUGUGUUAUAUGGUCCAAAAUAGUUCUGAUGGACCCAACCUUUUCCUUGCCUGGGAUGAGAAGGGUUCCCAAUGAAUUUGUAAAUAAAUAAUGUCCAGUCCAAAUAUUUGGAGAUUAAAGACAACUUUUUGUGCUUGUAGAUUGUACUCUAUUUAUGCUAAGUGGAGA